This is a messenger RNA of Papaver somniferum (opium poppy), 498 nucleotides long. RefSeq names its product glutamic acid-rich protein-like. The coding region runs from base 1 to 498 and encodes 165 amino acids. The transcript is spliced from 2 exons. NCBI's taxonomy places the organism in Eukaryota, Viridiplantae, Streptophyta, Magnoliopsida, Ranunculales, Papaveraceae. The record is from RefSeq and is a predicted model, not a curated record.
AUGGCGACUUCCAGCGACCAUUUUUCAAGUUCCUCUGAGGAAUAUUCUAACACGUCCAAGCCAGAGAUGAAAAACUCUGCAGAUACGCGCACCGAGGAUUUUAAAAAGAGAGAAGCCGAAUAUGAAAAGCUUGCGGCUUAUCAAAAACGGCGCCGACUUCAACAAACAAAGCUAGCAGCUGAGGACGAAAUUCAAUCUCGUGUUGACGGUGUAGCUUCAGACUCAGACGCUGAGGAAGUUGAAUCCAUAUGGAUUCCAAGAGAAUGUAGAAUUAGUCCAUAUCCACCUGGUAAGGAAACUGAGCGAUUGGCUGAGGCUGAUUUUCGAGCUGAAUGCGAAGAAGAUGAAUAUUUAGAUGCAAUAUAUGGCGAUCCCGAGGAUCAGUUGGAAGAAGUCCCCAGUGAAAAUUCAGACAAUGACUCCGAGGAAGAGCUUGAAGAGGAUUCCAUGGAGGACGAUGAUCAUGAAGAUGACGAAUCUGAUGAAUCUGACAAUUAA